Molecule: messenger RNA, 2020 nt
Organism: Diachasma alloeum
Lineage: Eukaryota; Metazoa; Arthropoda; Insecta; Hymenoptera; Braconidae
Exons: 5
Coding region: 302-1507 (401 amino acids)
Biological process (GO): phospholipid metabolic process; arachidonate secretion
Molecular function (GO): A2-type glycerophospholipase activity
Source: RefSeq, a predicted model, not a curated record
UCUGGUUCCGUAAGGUGUUUACCACCCGCUUUGCCCGUUUAUCCUCAAGACUUUCUUACUGUGAGAUUUUUAAGGUGAAGUUUAAACAAAUUAAUCUAUCAAAAAAGAAAUCAUUAAUAAAAUGCAAGUGCGUGUAAUGAAUUCCAUGGGAAAUUUGCCCGGCUUUUGAUUGGAAUUAUUAUAAAACCGCUAGAUUUAAAUAUGAAAAAAUAACAAUAACGGUAGAAUUAAAAUUCAAAAAAAAAGUUCCAGAAAUUUUGAUGCUUAAAAAUUGGGCGCAAGUGCAAAUAAAUAAGUUGAGAUGUGUUCGCUACUGAAUCGAAAGAAAUCGGACAGAAAUCGGUGUCUGGCGCUGGCAGUGAGUGUUAUCCUGUUGUUACCAUUUGUCAGUGCUCUAUCACACCAAAAAAGUAGAAUUUUCAAUACGACAGACAAUUUUAUUAUCACGAGAUCGUUGAGAGAUGGUGAAACCAACAGAAUAUUUCAUUAUCGAGGCAUCUGUGGAAGAGAAACCAUUCUCAAUUGGGGGGAGACGAGUGUCGCACUGAGGGAGCUGGUCCUUGAAAAUAGGAAGAGACUGCAGCUGAUUUAUGAGGGUGAUAAUUUGACCGAAUGCGUGGACGUUAUAGACGUAAGAUCAAUAAGUGAGGAUAUCUGUGGUGCUGACGACCAAGACCAGAGGUACAAGUGGAUUAUUCGAGGCAGUCGAGUGCCUUCUGUGCUGGAUUGGCUUGGAAGUACUUCGGAGAUGGUGAGAAGGUGCCAUGGGGUCAGUACCAGGGCUAGGAGUCAUUUGUUUAGGCAACAGUUUCAGAGAAGGAGGGUGGAGAGGAGCCUCCAGCAGAUGGUGAUAGCCCCAGGGACCAAAUGGUGUGGUCCACAUCAUAUAGCUGCCUCGUACAAAGAUCUCGGUGGACUUGACAGUUUGGACAGGUGCUGCAGACGUCACGAUCAUUGCUGUCGCUCGAUACCGCCUUUUUCUGAGCGUUACAAUUUUUGGAAUUACAUGCCAUUCACGCUGAGCCACUGCGGCUGUGACCAAAGAGAAUGCAAAAACGUUACGACCCCGAGAGACGGGAUAACCCCUAACGGAAGACGGAGAAAACGAGAUGUCUUCAUGAUACCGGGUACGAAGUGGUGUGGUAGGGGUAAUCACGCCACCAAGUACACGAAUCUCGGUGGCUUCGGCAAAGCCGACGCAUGUUGCAGAAAACAUGAUACCGCUUGUCGAUUUUGGAUACCGGCGCUUGGAUCACGCUAUGGACUGGCCAAUUGGCGUAUUUCCACGCUCAUGCAUUGCUCGUGCGAUGAGCGCUUCAGAACCUGUCUGAAAAUGGCAGGAACAUCGUCAGCGAAUUUUGUGGGCAGAAUAUUCUUCAAUAUGGUGCAGACUAAAUGCUUCGUAUUCAAACCGCAGAAGGUCUGCACCAGGCAGUCGUGGUGGGGAAAAUGCGAGAAGUACAAGUAUAAGAAGCAGGCGUUCCUGCGUGACAAUGUUCCCUAUUAAUCAGCAUGAUGAUUUAAAGAAGAAAUCAUUUCUUCAUUCCAACUGUUGGGAGAUGUACCAAAGAAAGAAUGAGAAAUAGUGGGAUUUCUCGGGGAUUGCACAGGUGAAGACGUCUCAGAAGCAGUCAACGAAUCAUCAACAAGUUGUUGUUGUCAUCUGGGAUUCAAUGAGUGCGAGAAUUCGAUGAUUUUUUUGAGAUACCGUUCACUCGAAGGACAAUACAGAGACGAUUUUCAUGAUUAUGAAUCGAAGUGUCAUGAAAAUUGUCUUGAUAUUAGACAUAUCGUCUCUUUUGGGAGAUAAUAAGAGGAGGGGAAAAAUUUUAUAGGGGGUCGUACUAGUAAUUUUAAUGAUUCGUGAAUACUUGAGGAGAUGACAAAAUUUUUUAUCGGAAUUAAAAAUUGAGGAAAUUGGAGAAUGUUAAAUUGUCUCCUCAAGGUAUGUCUAGUGAUACGUGAGUUUAACACGCAUGAAAAAAUUCAAUAGAAAACCUAGCGAAUAUGGAAAAUUGUA